GAUACGAAGAUGGUAGCUACCAACAGAAAUGAGGUUCCAACCAACUACGAUAGAAAAAAUGAACUGAAGUCUUUUGAUGACACAAAGGAAGGUGUUAAAGGCCUUGUUGAUGCCGGCAUAACCGAGAUUCUUCAGAUCUUUUAUCAUCCACCUGAUGACUCCGUCAACAAUACCUCUGAUACAGAAGAAACUCAGUUUAGUAUUCCAGUCAUAGACCUCAAGGGAAUCUGGGAUCCAACUAAACGAAAGGAAAUCGUUGCGGAUGUUGCAGAAGCAUCAGAGUCUUGGGGGUUUUUUCAAAUUGUCAAUCAUGGGAUACCUGUUGAUGUGCUUGAGGAGAUAAAGGAUGGGGUACGUGGGUUUUUUGAGCAGGAUACUGAAGUGAAGAAACAGUUUUAUACUCGUGAAAACUUGAGUAGUCCAUUCGUCUACAACAGCAACUUUGAUUUGUAUAGUGCACCAGUGACUAAUUGGAGGGAUACUUUUACGUGUUAUAUGACUCCUACUCCUAAGGCAGAGGACUUGCCAGAAGUAUGCAGAGCAAUACUAUUCGAAUACUCAAAUCAAGUAAUGAAGUUGGGGAAGCUAUUGCUUGAGUUGUUGUCUGAGGCUCUUGGGCUAAAGCCAAGUCACUUGAAUGACAUAGAUUGUGGUGAGGGGCUUCUUGUUAUAGGUCAUUACUAUCCUGCUUGUCCACAACCAGAAUUAACAAUAGGAACAAGCAAGCAUGCAGAUAAUACAUUCAUCACUGUUCUUCUGCAAGAUAAUAUUGGAGGCCUUCAAGUCCUUCAUCAUGAAAAAUGGAUUGAUGUGCUCCCUGUGCCAGGUGCCCUAGUGGUUAACAUUGGAGACUUUCUUCAGCUAAUAUCCAAUGACAAAUUCAAGAGUGUAGAACAUAGGAUACUGGCAAACCAUAGAGGUCCCAGAAUAUCUGUUGCGGGUUUUUUCAGCACUGGAUUGCUGCCAUUGACAAAGCUGUAUGGACCAGUUAAGGAGCUAUUAUCGGAAGACAAUCCUCCAAAGUACAGGGAGACCACUUUAAGGGACUAUAAUGCAUACUACAGAGGUAAAGGCCUUGAUGGGAGAUCUGCCUUGUCUUAUUUUAAGCUCUGUUAGAGACAGGGGCUCCUCUGCCAUGGAUAUAAGGUGCCAUUUUAAAUCAUCUUCCUGCAGUAUUACUCUCCCGGCAUACAUGCAUUAGUUAUAUCAUGGUAACAGUUAUGACUGAUGAGUGAUGUAGUUGUUGGCUAUGAGAUCCUACUUUCUGAAUCGUUUGCAUAUGAAAUAAAUACUAGUUUGUAUUAAGCAUAUCAACACUAAAUUAACAAACAGUUUGUAAUAAGUACAUCAACAUUAUUACUUACAAAACUACUGUUAAAUCCUUAAAUACUUGUCUUUCCCUG
This is a messenger RNA of Argentina anserina (silverweed cinquefoil), 1403 nucleotides long. RefSeq names its product 1-aminocyclopropane-1-carboxylate oxidase homolog 1-like. The transcript has 3 exons. The coding region runs from base 10 to 1116 and encodes 368 amino acids. The record is from RefSeq and is a predicted model, not a curated record. Lineage: Eukaryota; Viridiplantae; Streptophyta; Magnoliopsida; Rosales; Rosaceae.